GGAAGUGGCGGAGGGGAAGCGGCGCCGCUGAGGGGCCCGAGCGGGACCGGGAUCGGGAACCGGGAUCGGGAUCGGGAAUUGUGAGCGGGAAUUGGGAGCGGGAACCGGGAUCCAGAACCGGCAGCGGGGAGCGCCCCCCGCGCGCAGCUCCAGCCAUGGGGGACAUGAAAACCCCGGAUUUCGACGACCUGCUGGCCGCCUUCGACAUCCCCGACAUCGACGCCAACGAGGCCAUCCACUCGCACCACGAGGAGCCCGAGCCCCACGGCAAGCAGCUGCCGGGGGAGCCGGGCCCCGCGGGGGCCCCCGAGCACGUGCUGCCGCACCCCGACAUCUCGGCCGUCAGCGUCAUCGUCAAGAACACCGUGUGCCCCGAGCAGCUGGAGGGCAAGGACGCGGCCCUGGCGCCGCGGCUGCUGCAGAACGGCUUCGGCGCCGCCGCCGAGGGGCUGCGCUCGCCCGGCGCCCGCCUGGCCGAGGCCGCCUCCAACGGCGAGUGCUGGGCCAAGGAGAAGGGCUCCAAGGCCUUGGAUCUCUUCUCCCACUUCAGCCCCGAGCCCGGCGAGGACGGCGCCAACCUGAUCGACCGGGCCCGGGAGUGCAAAGCCAAGGAGAAGUCGCUGGCCGUGCCCUCGCUGGCCGCGUCCCCCACGCCCCCCGGGGACUGCAAGGAGCCCCUGGGAGAAGGCGCCGAGAGCCUGGAGCCAGCGUUCCCGGCGCCAUUCCGGGCGGGAGCGGCCGGCGACGGAGCCCACCCCGUGGCCUGCAUCAAGAAGGAGGAGUCGGACUCGGAGGAGGCUCCGGGCAGGGGCUGCAGCCCCAAGGGGCUGGUGCUGGAUCACCUCAAGUCCGUCACCGUCCGCUACUCGGCCGAGGACUCUCCCGUGGUGGCGUGGCCGGGAGCGGAGCCGGCGGCGCUGGACGCCGGUGCCAGCGCUGGGGCCGAGCUCAAACGCUCGCCCGGGAGCCCCCGGGAGUCCUUCUCCUCCCCAGGAAUUCCCAUCCCACCUUCCCCCAAGCAGCUCUCCUUGAAGGAAGAGCGGGAAAUGCUGGGGAAAUCCGUGGGGAGCCCCCCGAGCGUUUCCAGCGGCGAGGAGGAGGAGGAGGAGGAGGAAAGCACCAACUCGCCAUCCUCCAGCUCCUCGCGGCCGCUCAAGGUGCGCAUCAAAACCAUCAAAACCUCCUGUGGCAGCAUCACCAGGACGGUCACCAGGGUGUCCUCGGACUCGGAGCCGCCCUCCACCAAAGUCCCCAGCGAGCAGGAUUCCCAGGAGCCCUUGGAGUGUCCCGCCGGCAUCGCCUCGGAGGCGGCGGCCAAGGAGAAGUCGGAGCUCUCCAGCCCUCUGAAGAACACGGAAGGGCCCAAAAUCGUCAGCGUGCAGCUGGGCAACGGCACCAAGCUGAAGGGGACGGUGCUGCCCGUGGCCACCAUCCAGAGCGCCAGCAGCGCCAUGCUCAUUGCCGCCAGCGUGGCCCAGCAGAAAUCCGUGGUUCUGCCCGGAAAAGCCGGCAAAUCCGUGGCCAAGAACAUCCUGAGCCUGGUGCCGCAGCCGCUGCCCAAGGGCGAUGGGAGGCCCAACGGCAGCGCCAAGGCCAACGGCGGCGCCGCGCCGCCCAAGGCAGCGCCCGGCGUGGCCGGCACCGUCAUCUCCCGCAGCCAGUCCAGCCUGGUGGAGGCCUUCAACAAGAUCCUCAACAGCAAGAACCUGCUGCCCACCUACAAACCCAACCUGAGCCCCCCGGCCGAGUCCAGCCUGGCGCUGCCGCCCUCGGGCUACCGCUGCCUGGAGUGCGGCGACGCCUUCGCGCUGGAGAAGAGCCUGGCGCGGCACUACGACCGGCGCAGCAUGCGCAUCGAGGUCACCUGCAACCACUGCACCAAGCGCCUGGUGUUCUUCAACAAGUGCAGCCUGCUGCUGCACGCCCGCGAGCACAAGGACAAGGGGCUGGUGAUGCAGUGCUCGCACCUGGUGAUGCGGCCCAUCGCGCUGGAGCAGAUGAUCGGCCAGCCCGACAUCACGCCCCUGGUGUCGCUGGCCCUGCCCGCCGGCAAGGUGGCCCAGGAGGGCGGGGGCGCGGCGCAGGAGCUGCCCGUGCUGCCCCUGGGCUCGGAGCAGAGCAGCUACAGCUGCUUCAGGUGCCUGGAGUGCAAGGAGCAGUGCAAGGACAAGGCCGGGCUGGCGGCGCAUUUCCAGCAGGUCGGGGUGGCCACCAGCAGCAGCAGCACGGUGUGCUCGGCGUGCCCCAUGAUCCUGGCCAACCGCUGCAGCUUCAGCGCGCACCAGCGCAUGCACCGCAGCCGCCCGCCCCACGUGUGCCCCGAGUGCGGCGGCAACUUCCUGCUGGCCAACUUCGAGGCCCACCUGAAGGAGUCCUGCCUGCACUUCUCCCGCAGGGUGGGCUACAGGUGUCCCAGCUGCUCCGUGGUGUUCGGCGGCGUCAAUUCCAUCAAGUCCCACAUCCAGAGCUCCCACUGCGAGGUUUUCCACAAGUGCCCCAUCUGCCCCAUGGCCUUCAAGUCGGCCCCCAGCGCCCACGCCCACGUCUACACGCAGCACCCCGGCUUCAGCAACCAGCAGUCCAAGAUGAUUUACAAGUGUGCCAUGUGUGACACGGUGUUCACGCACAAGCCGCUGCUGUCGUCGCAUUUCGACCAGCACCUGCUGCCGCAGCGCGUCAGCGUCUUCCGCUGCCCGCAGUGCCCGCUGCUCUUCGCCCAGAAGCGCACCAUGCUGGAGCACCUCAAGAACACCCACCAGCCCCAGAAGUCCAAGGACGAGCCCUCCCGGAGAGCGGGGGCGCUGCUGACGCCCAAGGCGGAGCCGCUGGAGCCGCCGGGGCCGCGGCGCUCGGAGUCGUCCUCGAGCUCCUCGGAGGAGGAGGAGGAGGCGCCGAGCUCGCCCGAGCUGCGGCGGGCGCGGCGCAGCCGCUUCCCCCGCAAGGCCGGCCCCAAGGCCAAGGGCAGCGGCUGGACCUGCGGCGUCUGCCACUCGUGGUUCCCCGAGCGCGACGAGUACGUGGCGCACAUGAAGAGGGAGCACGGCAAGUCUGUGAAGAAGUUCCCGUGCCACCUGUGCGAGCGCUCCUUCUGCUCGGCGCCGAGCCUGCGCCGCCACGUCCGCGUCAACCACGAGGGCAUCAAACGCGUCUACCCCUGCCGGUACUGCACGGAGGGGAAGAGAACCUUCAGCAGCCGCCUGAUCCUGGAGAAGCACAUCCAGGUGCGGCACGGGAUCAAGGUCACGGACCCCGCCCGCAGCCAGGAGGUCGUCAUGGCCCGCGGCCCCUCCGGCCCCGCCCAGGCGCCGGGGCGCAAGCGGAAGCUCUCGUCGGACGAGUCGUGCAGCGAGGAGCCCGACAGCACCACGCCGCCCGCCAAGAGCCCCAAGCCCUGCGGGGCCAAGGCCCCGUUCCGCUGCCGCAAGUGCGGCUUCCUGGCCGGGAGCCGGGCGGAGUUCCAGGCCCACAUCCCGCAGCACCGCACGGACGGGAAUUCCCAGCAGUGCCGCGAGUGCGGCCUCUGCUUCACCUCGCAGAUCUCCCUGAACCGCCACCGCUUCAUCUCCCACAAGAAGAAGAAGGGAGCGGAGCCCGAGGAGCCCUCGGGAGGCGCCGCCCAGGGCAGCGGCAGCGGUGCCGGUCCCGGCGGGAAUUCCGGCGGCGGCUCCGAGGGGAAGCUGGAGUGCAAGGUCUGCGGGAGGGGCUUCGAGAGCCAGCUCAACCUCAAGACGCAUUUCCGGACCCACGGCAUGGCCUUCAUCCGGGCCCGGCAGGGCGCCGAGGAGAACUGAGCUGUGCAGGAAUCCCGGCAUUCCCGGGAAUCUGGGGUCGGCUCCAAGCCCGGGAACCGUGGCAUUCCCGGAAUUCCAGGAUCAGCCCUGAGGAGAACUGAGCAUCCCCGGGAAUCUCGGAAUUCCCGAAAUUCCGGGGUCGGCUCCAAGGCCGGGAAUCGGCGCCGUGUACAUAAAACACCCCCAGAGCCCUUCCCGGUGUCCGAGGGAAACGUGGGAAUGGGAUUGGGACUGGGACGAUCCCAAAUCCCGCCGGGAAUCCCCUGGGAAUGUUGGAUUUUGGGGGGAUUUGGGGCUUCUGGGACCCCUCCGGGCUCUUCCCAGAAAUUCCCGGAUCCGGAUCGGGCGGGGGAAGCUUUUCCAGCGAAAUCCACCUUUCUUUGUUAUUAUUUUUGGGUUUUGUUUGUUUCCCUGGAUGUUUUUUUCCCGUUUGGGAACGUUCCCGGUGUGUUUUGUUGGGAAGGAGGCGAUUCCAGAGUCCUGGAAUUCCGGAGGUCCCUGGGAAGGGCACUCGGACACUUGGCCGGACAUUCCCAAGGGAGCAGGAAGAGGAAAAAAGCUGGAAAAAAGGAGAGAGAAGAAGGAAAAGAGGAGAUUUUUCUUUUGGCAGAGGAAUAAUGACCCAAAAAAGCCAGGAUUGGGAAGGGAUCCCAAAUCCCAGCCGGGACCCUUUUCCUGAAGAAAAAGUGGGAAAACUGCUCCCAGAUUCCAGGCUGAGGCUGAGGUCUGGGGGCUUUUCCAGCUUUUUCCAGCUCCUCCUUCCCCUCGGGCUCCGGGACCUUUCCCACUUCCAAUCCCCCCCCAAAAUCCUCUGGAAAAGCCCCUCCUCCCUCUGGCACCGUACUCCCAGAAUUCCUGGGAGAAUUCCGGGAAUUCCCUGUGGAUAACCUUCCCCUCUCCCUGUAAAGUUGUAUCAUACACUAAAAUCCACGAAUCCCAACAACUGCUGUGCUCCUUCUGGGAUUUGGUUUGGUUUUCCAAGGUUUUUUUUCCCUUUUUUUGUGUUUUUUGGGAUGGCAGAAGCUGCUUUGAGGUUGAUUUUUGUUUUCUUUUUUUUUUUUUUGGUUUUUAUUCCCAGUUUUUCUGACUUUUUCCAGCAGGAGUGAGGGGAGUUUUCCCUCCCCUUUUCCCUGCGGGUGGAUGGAUGGAAAAAGGGUGGGAAAAAACUGGGAAAAAUCAGGUGGAAUCGGCCAUUCCCAGAAAUCCCCCAGGCCGGGUGUAAAUAGAAGAAAUUAAAGUUUCUACGAGAUUUAGAAAGAAAAAAUUCCCAGAAAAGAAAACUAUGGAAAAAUGGCUUUGGACCCACGGUUUUCCAGCAUUUCAGUGCCUUGAGCUGGAUUGGGGGUGGAGGGAGGGAGGGGCUGGAAUUCCGGGAAUGUUCCCCCCUGGAAUUCCGGGGCUGUUCCCCGGGAGCGUUGGGGAUUUUGGGAAUGUGCUGACGGAAAGCCGCGGGCUCGAGAGGCUCUCAGGAAUUCUUUAUUCUGUAGGAAUCGAUUCCAUUAAACUCCAGUGGUUUCA
Molecule: messenger RNA, 5309 nt
Organism: Haemorhous mexicanus (house finch)
Lineage: Eukaryota; Metazoa; Chordata; Aves; Passeriformes; Fringillidae
Gene: ZNF687
Product: zinc finger protein 687
Source: RefSeq, a predicted model, not a curated record